AUGACACCACACAUUAUUUUUUGGCUUUUCAUUAUACCAAUCAGCUUAAUAAAUUCCAGCACUAACUAUUUUGUGGUGAAUGGCCACUGUCUCCGCCAUCAGCAUUCCUUGUUGCUCCAUUUGAAAAACAACCUCAUAUUCAACCACACGAAAUCCUCGAAGCUAGUUCAUUGGAACCAAAAUGAUGAAGAUUGUUGCUAUUGGCACGGGGUAACAUGCAAAGAUGGACAUGUUUCAGCCCUUGAUCUUAGUCAUGAGUCUAUCUCAGGAGGACUUAAUCAUUCAACUGCUCUUUUCAAACUGCAUUAUCUCGAGAGUCUCAAUUUGGCUUUCAAUAGCUUCCAUUCUGUGAUUCCUUCAGAACUGCAUAAGCUGCAGAAUUUGAGGUAUCUAAACUUGUCAAAUGCUGGCUUUGAAGGACAGGUCCCAAAAGAAAUUUCUCACCUCACAAGGUUGGUUAUGCUCGAUUUGUCUUCUUCAGUUACUUCAAAUCACAGCUUAAAACUUGAGAAUCCAAAUAUAGAGAUGUUGGUGGAAAACCUCACAGAUAUCACAGAAUUGUAUCUAGAUGGUGUAACAAUAUCAGCCAGCGGAGAGGAAUGGGGCCGUGCUUUAUCUUCACUGGAAAGGCUUCAUGUUUUGAGCAUGUCAUCGUGCAAUCUCUCCGGACCUAUUGAAUUUUCACUAGCUAAGCUUCAGUCACUCUCAGUUCUAAAAUUGAGCAACAACAAUUUUUCAAGCAUAGUGCCAGAUUUCUUUACAAAUUUCUCCAAUUUAACCAUCCUACAUCUCAGUAGUUGUGGUUUGAAUGGUUUUUUCCCAAAUGAUAUCUUCAAAAUACACACAUUAGAGGUCAUUGACAUAUCAGACAACCAAAAUCUUAAUGGUUCUUUGCCAGAUUUUCCACCACUUGCAUCUCUUCACUACAUGAAUCUUGCCAAUACAAAUUUCUCAGGACCAAUUCCAAAUACCAUCUCAAAUCUAAAGAAGUUAUCAACCAUUGAUCUAUCUUACUGUCAAUUCAACGGAGCACUUCCGAGUUCAAUGUCAGAACUCACCCAACUUUUUCAUCUAGACAUGUCCUCGAAUAAUCUCACAGGUCCACUCCCUUCUUUCAACAAAUCCAAAAACCUCACAUAUCUAUCACUAUUUCACAAUCAUUUGAGCGGAGAUUUACCAUCCAGCCAUUUUGAGGGCCUUCUGAAUCUUGUUAGCAUUGAUUUAGGAUUCAAUUCUUUCAAUGGAAACAUCCCCUCGUCUCUACUUAAGCUCCCAUGUUUGCGAGAAAUAAAACUUCCAUUUAAUCAACUCGAUGGUCACUUGGGUGAAUUGGAUAGUGCAUCCACUCCGGUAUUGGAGAUGCUUGAUUUGGAUAGCAAUAACUUACAAGGACAUAUUCCUGCCUCUGUGUUUAACCUUAGAUCACUUCGUGUCAUUCAACUUUCUGCCAACAAGUUUAAUGGCACAAUACACUUGGACGUCAUUCGUAAGCUAAAUAACUUAUCUACAAUAGGUCUCUCACAUAACAAUCUAACCGUUGAUGACAACUUCAGAGAAGAUCAUGAUUUGUCACCCUUCCCAGAGAUAAGAGUUGUUAUGUUGGCUUCAUGUAAGUUAAAGAGGUUUCCAAGUUUUUUGAAAAAUCGGUCCACAUUACUGACUCUUGACUUAUCUCGCAACGAGAUUCAAGGACAGAUACCUACUUGGAUUUGGCAACUUGAAUCUCUCAUUACCUUGAGUCUUUCCAAGAAUUCUCUCACUAACUUUGAAGAAAGUAUUUGGAACUUAAAUUCAAACCUUUAUGAGGUUGAUCUUAGUUUUAACCAACUGCAAGGGCCUGUUUCUUGCAUUCCAAAGUACGUAACGUAUUUGGACUACUCAAGCAACAGGUUAAGCUCUAUCAUACCGUCGGACAUUGGAAACUAUCUCCCCUUCAUACAAAUAUUGUUUCUUUCAAAUAACAGUUUUACAGGAGAAAUCCAUGAAUCCUUUUGCAAUUCUUCAACUCUUCGUUUGCUAGAUCUUUCCUACAACAAAUUUGAUGGGACAAUUCCCAAGUGUUUUGCAAAACUGAGUAGCAGCCUGAGGAUGUUGAAUUUUGGAGUGAACAAGCUCCGAGGACAUAUCCCUGAUACUAUAUUCAGAAACUCAUGUGCACUAAGAUAUUUGGACCUAAAUGAUAAUCUCUUGGAAGGCACCAUACCUAGAUCUUUGGUCAAUUGCACAAAACUACAAGUCCUAAACCUUGGAAAUAAUGCUUUAAUUGACAGAUUUCCAUGUUUCUUGAGCAACAUUUCCACCCUUAGGAUCAUGGUUUUAAGGUCUAAUAAGCUCCAUGGGUCUAUCAGGUGCCCAAAUAGCAAUGGUGUCUGGGAGAUGCUUCAUAUUGUCGAUCUAGCAUCCAAUAAAUUUAGUGGAAUGAUAUCAGGAACACUGUUAAGCAAUUGGAAGGCAAUGAUGCGUGAUGAAGGCAUACUUGGGCCAGAAUCUGGCCAUUUGUUUUUUGAAAUCACGGAUGACUAUGCUCCUAUGAGUCUGAAGGCCGUGUUACCACAUUUUAGCAAAUAUCUCCAAGCAAGAUUGGUUAAACUUGUAGCAAACAUGUCUCGCUCUAUCCUUGACCAAGGGUUCGUUGAUUCUAAUACAGUGGAUCUUCAACACGAAGGAAAGAGGUAUAGAGUUUUGAGAUGGAGGUACUGA
This is a messenger RNA of Lathyrus sativus (Indian pea), 2700 nucleotides long. NCBI's taxonomy places the organism in Eukaryota, Viridiplantae, Streptophyta, Magnoliopsida, Fabales, Fabaceae. The record is from the annotation of a GenBank genome assembly.